Messenger RNA from Cucurbita moschata (crookneck pumpkin), 1884 nucleotides. RefSeq lists its product as uncharacterized. The transcript has 9 exons. The record is from RefSeq and is a predicted model, not a curated record. The coding region runs from base 83 to 1594 and encodes 503 amino acids. NCBI's taxonomy places the organism in Eukaryota, Viridiplantae, Streptophyta, Magnoliopsida, Cucurbitales, Cucurbitaceae.
CUCUGUUUUAUCCGCCAAUUCCUUCCGGCUGCAUUUGGGAUCUCACUUCCUCUGCCCAAUCGAUUCACGGUCGCAGAGCAUCAUGUCGCCGUCUGCCGUCGGAUGCUUCGUUGCCGACGGCGGAUGUGCAUGUCUUGCUAAAGAGAAUGGGGAUGUCAGAGCAGUUGGCAACUGUAAAUCCAGUGAUUCUUAUUGUGAUCAUUGUGGCUGUGGUUCAGCGGAUUUAUCUUCUUUGCCGGUGUUUUCGUGCUCUUCCUCUUCUCUAUGGUCUGAUUCGACGCGGUUGAGUGAGUCGGGAAAGCUAUGGCGGAUCCUUGUUGCUUCUGCUAAAGGCUUCACAAUCGGAGCUGGUCUCAAAGGUGGACUCUCUCUCUUCUCUGUCCUCGCUGGAUUGAAGCGGAGAAAGGCCUUGGCCUCCCUCGGGAAGAAAGGAGUGAUUACGAAUCGAGAUGCGAUUUCCAUGGCUUUGAAGGAGACUUUGAGAUACGGCCUCUUUCUUGGAACCUUUGCUGGUACAUUCGUUUCCAUCGAUGAGAUCAUAGGCAAUCUGGCAGGCCACCGGAGGACUGCAAGAUGGAGGGCUCUAGUAGCGGGAGCAUUAGCUGGGCCAUCGAUGCUUCUGACUGGAUUAAAUACGCAACAUAAGACCUUGGCUAUCUACAUUUUUAUGCGUGCUGCGGUCUUGGCAUCGCGCUGUGGGAUUGAAAGCAAGCGGCUCGGGCAUAUUUGUAAGCCUCUCACAUGGUCAUAUGGUGACAUCUUCCUCAUGUGCCUCUCCUCUUCGCAAAUCUUGUCUGCUUAUGUGUUAAAGCAAGAUAGCUUACCACCAUCGUUUAGGUCCUUUCUCAAUACUCAUGGUGGAAAGGAUACUGUAAUCUUGGAAGGUUUAAAGAGCUUUAUAUUAGGCAUGCCUUCUAAUAAAUUUAAUGCGAUAGAAAAGUACUACCAGACUAAGGGUGCUCACGUCAAACUAGAUCCGGGAAUGAAGACUCCAUGCACGAUUAUACAUGGAAAUCAAUCAUGUGGUGGCCAUUUUCUUUCCUUUAUCAUUGAAGGAUAUAAAAGAGCGUUGCCGGUUUAUCUCCCUGUAUAUCUUAUCCCAGCCCUAAUAGUUCAUCGUCAAGGUCUCAUGAAUAGGCCAUACGAAAUUUUAGCAAGGGGGCUUCUUGGAACUGCUAGAUCAAGUCUGUUCCUUUCUGUAUAUUGUGCGUCUGCUUGGAUAUGGACAUGCCUGACCGCAAGGACUUUCCAGAAAAUAAACGUUCCAUUGGUUGCAGUGGCAACGUUCUUAACGGGUUUGGCUCUGGCCAUUGAGAAGAAGAGCAGGAGGAUUGAAAUCUCACUCUAUUGCCUUGCAAGAGGUAUCGAGAGCUUCUUCAGCUGCAUGACAGAUUUGGGAUACUUACCACAAUCGUUGAAUUUCAAGCGAGCGGAUGUGAUAGUUUUCAGCUUAUCAACCUCCAUUAUAAUGCACUGCUAUGCUCAGGAACGGGCGGUAUUUCGAUCCAAGUAUUUGAACGUUCUUGAUUGGGUUUUUGGUGUGCCCCCACCCCCCUGUGAAACACCACGCUGCAAGAACGGCAAGCAAGAUUAAAAGAGCUUCAUACUACACUGGAUUUUAAUGUGCCAAAUCUGUGUAAUUUUAAGUCAAGAAUUUUCUUACUACAUAGUAUUUUAGUGUUAGGUGACCAUUACCUGCUAUAGAAUUAGCAUGCAAUCGUUUUGACCACAUCAUGCAUCAUAUGAAGAUGUAAUUCUUGCAACAUUAUUCCAUUUAGGCCCCAGUUUAUUUUGAAGAUUUUGCUGGGGUUCGAUGUGGCCGUUGUAGCCGAUAAUCUGAACAAGAACAUGAUCUAUUAUGAGACAGGUAGUUCUAUUCAAAUC